This is a messenger RNA of Panicum virgatum (switchgrass), 1920 nucleotides long. Its product is annotated as sugar transport protein MST8-like. Gene Ontology annotation, biological process: monosaccharide transmembrane transport. The record is from RefSeq and is a predicted model, not a curated record. Gene Ontology annotation, molecular function: monosaccharide transmembrane transporter activity. The transcript is spliced from 4 exons. Bases 130 to 1680 code for a protein of 516 amino acids. Gene Ontology annotation, cellular component: membrane. Lineage: Eukaryota; Viridiplantae; Streptophyta; Magnoliopsida; Poales; Poaceae.
UCUCUAACCACCUUCUACUUCUAUCUAUUCCAUAUAAAUACCUAAGUUAACUCGGCUGCCAACUCCUCCUACUUCCUCUCUUCUUCCUAUCUCUUCUCGAUCUCCGGGUGCCGUUGCAGCGCAUCGAUCAUGGCCGGCAGCAGCAGCUUCGCCGAGAAGGGCAAGGAGUACCCGGGGAAGAUGACCGCCUUCGUCUUCCUCGCCUGCCUCGUCGCCUCCUCCGGCGGCCUUAUCUUCGGCUACGACAUCGGCAUCUCCGGCGGCGUGACGUCCAUGGACCCGUUCCUGCUCAAGUUCUUCCCGUCGGUGUACGCCAAGGAGCAGGAGGUGGUGGAGACCAACCAGUACUGCAAGUUCGACAGCACGCUGCUCACGCUCUUCACCUCCUCGCUCUACCUCGCCGCGCUCGUCGCCUCCCUCUUCGCCGGGUACAUCACCAAGAAGUGCGGCCGCCGGGUGUCCAUGCUCGGCGGCGGCGUCAUCUUCCUCGCCGGCGCCAUCCUCAACGGCCUCGCGCAGAACGUCGCCAUGCUCAUCAUCGGGAGGAUCUUCCUCGGCAUCGGCGUCGGCUUCAGCAAUCAGUCCGUUCCGCUUUACCUGUCGGAGAUGGCGCCGGCCAAGAUGCGCGGCAUGCUCAACAUCAGCUUCCAGCUCAUGAUCACCAUCGGCAUCCUGGCCGCCAACCUCAUCAACUACUUCACGGCCAAGAUCCCCGGCGGCUGGGGCUGGCGCGUCGGCCUGGGCCUCGCCGCCGUCCCGGCCGUCAUCAUGGCCGGCGGCUCCCUCUUCCUCCCGGACACGCCCAACUCCCUGGUCGCCCGGGGCAAGCCGGAGAAGGCCCGCGCCAUGCUCCGCCGCAUCCGCGGCACCGACGACGUCGACCUCGAGUUCGACGACCUCAUCGCGGCCAGCGACGCCACCGACGCCGUCGCCGCCAACCCCUGGAGCACCCUCCUGCAGCGCCGGUACCGGCCGCAGCUGGCCAUGGCCCUCCUCAUCCCGACGCUGCAGCAGCUCACGGGCAUCAACGUCGUCAUGUUCUACGCCCCCGUCCUCUUCAAGACCAUCGGCUUCGGCAGCACCGCCUCGCUCAUGUCCGCCGUCAUCACCGGCCUCGUCAACAUGUUCGCCACCUUCGUCUCCAUCGCCACCGUCGACCGCCUCGGCCGCCGCAAGCUCCUCCUCCAGGGCGGCACCCAGAUGAUCCUCGCCCAGUUCGUGCUGGGGACGCUGAUCGCGGUCAAGUUCGGGACGAGCGGGGUGGCGGAGAUCUCGCGGCUGUACGCCAUCGGGGUGGUGUUCUGCAUCUGCGUGUUCGUGUCGGCGUUCGCGUGGUCGUGGGGCCCGCUGGGGUGGCUGGUGCCGAGCGAGAUCUUCCCGCUGGAGAUCCGGUCGGCGGCGCAGAGCGCGGUGGUGGUGUUCAACAUGACCUUCACCUUCGUCAUCGCGCAGGUCUUCCUCAUGCUGCUCUGCCGCCUCAAGUUCGGCCUCUUCUACUUCUUCGGCGCGUGGGAGGUGCUCAUGACGCUCUUCGUCUACUUCUUCCUGCCGGAGACCAAGGGGAUCCCCAUCGAGGAGAUGGACGCCAUCUGGGGCCAGCACUGGUACUGGAAGCGAUUCGUCGUCCAUGGCGGCGGCGGCAAGAACAACAAGGUCGAGAUGACCUCCACGGCCGUAUGACAGUAGCAGCCGUGCUAGCUAGCUAGUCGAUCGAUCAUCAUCAGUUCGUGCAAUGUUUUUUAUCUCGAGGCUAGGGAAAUUAUUGUCAAUCAAUGAUGUACUGACACUUGAUAUUGUUCUUUCUAUUGCUGAACGCUGAUUGAUGAGCGAGCAUCUUGAGUGUCAUUAUAUACCUGUUACUGCAGUACCUGUACUGGUAACUAAAAUUAGGACUUAAUUAUAUGAAGAGUAUUUGCCACA